Acanthochromis polyacanthus (spiny chromis) is the source of this 2135-nucleotide messenger RNA. RefSeq names its product secretory carrier membrane protein 3 (gene scamp3). NCBI's taxonomy places the organism in Eukaryota, Metazoa, Chordata, Actinopteri, Pomacentridae. Gene Ontology annotation, cellular component: recycling endosome membrane; trans-Golgi network membrane. The transcript has 9 exons. Gene Ontology annotation, biological process: protein transport. The record is from RefSeq and is a predicted model, not a curated record. Bases 376 to 1392 code for a protein of 338 amino acids.
GUCACAUGACCUCCUCCUCAGCCUCUCACUUCCUGCUUCACGGUUGUUUUUCUGCGGUACAAAACAGCGACUCGGUUCGGCUCUUUGGCCACCAAAAACGGCUCAAAACCUGACUUUGGCCGUUGCUGCCGGAGAAGAAAAAACCCUCCCGGUCGCACAGCUGCCAGCCUGAACCUUCCGGUGUUUUUUUUUCUGAGCUGCCGAGAGAUGAGCUCCGGAGGGGCGGGUAGCUAGCAGGCAGACGAACCGACAACACGUCUCUGAAAACGGAGCGAACGCAGGUUUAAAUCCGUUAGAAAGAGCAGCUAAUCGGUUAAUUUCUGCCUCAAACGUUAGCGGCAAGUGGCGGCUUUUUAACGGUUUGCUGCCAGUGGUAUGUCAAAGUACACAAGCUUUCCGGAGCCGAUGGACGACCAGAACCCUUUCCAGGACCCUGCAGUGACUCAACACAGCAGCAACACAGGCUAUGCCACACUGGACCUGUACAACCCAUUUGAUAAUACAACCGGGCCUCCGCCGCCGUAUGAAGCCACCUCUCCCUCUGCUCCACCUGUUCCUGCACAGACUCCACCCAGCAGGACGACACCUACAGAGCCUCGCAACUAUGGCUCCUACAACUCCCAGACUGCGGUGAAUGCUACCACAGCAGAACUCCUGAGGAAGCAGGAGGAGCUGGAGAAGAAAGCCCGGGAGCUGGAGAGGAGAGAGCGGGAGCUGGAGUCACACAGCCUGGGAGCUGGAGCCUCCCGUCAGAAUAACUGGCCCCCACUACCUUCGUUCUGUCCGGUGGGCCCCUGCUUCUACCAGGACAUCAAUGUGGAAAUCACCCAGCGGUUCCAGCGUACCGUCACCAUCAUGUACUACUUCUGGAUGUUCUCUACCGGCACCAUGUUCUUCAACCUGAUCUCCUCCCUGGCGAGGUUCUGUGUGGAUCCCAGCGGUGGUGUCGGCCUCGGCCUCGCCAUCCUCUGGGCGCUCCUCUUCACUCCCUGCUCCUUCGUCUGCUGGUAUCGACCCAUGUACAAAGCCUUCAGGAGUGACAGCUCCUUCAACUUCUUCGUCUUCUUCUUCGUCUUCUUUGCCCAAGUGUGUGUUUAUGUCAUAAUGACCAUCGGCAUUCCUGGAUGGGGGUUCAGCGGCUGGAUUGUGAGCCUGGCUGCUCUGCAGAUCAAUGUCGCCGUUGGUGUGAUCAUGAUGAUAAAUGCCAUCCUCUUUAGUGCCCAAACCGCCAUGGGGGUCGUCAUGCUGAAGAAGAUCCACAGUCUGUACAGGUCAACUGAUGCCAGCUUUCAGAAGGCCCAGGCUGAGUUCGCCACCGGAGUCAUGUCCAAUCAGGCCGUACGCCAGGCCGCUGCCAACGCUGCCCAGGGGGCCUUCACCGCACCACGAUAGAGAGGAAGCAACAGGGCUGGCAGGGCGAGACGUGGAGGAGGCGAAGGGUCUCCACGGGUUGAUAAAAGAUGAGUUAAGUAUUUAUUUCCCCACAGGUGAAUUGAAUUUGAUAAAACUUCAGGGCACUGCAUGAGACAGAUGUGGGGUUGUCUAAUUUCUGAGACGUGUACAGGACCAGUUAGCUACGUUGCCAAAUCAGGAGUCGACUAAGAAAUCACGCACGUUGAUUCAGGAAACGGAAAGAAGAUGUGAAUAAAAACAAGAUGCUGAAGCUGCAUGAAGUUUGAUGCAGCCGUAGAGUGUCCGCGAAUGCAGGGAACAUAUGAAAAGAGAAGCUGUGUGCCAAGUGGGAUGUAGUACUAGCCUGGAUGUUUACCAUGUUUGUUGUGUUUCUAAGAGGCCACAUUUAAAGCAAAGUGCAGGAGUGGGUCUGAACACUAAAAUGCUGCCAUUGUAACAUUUGAUCUGUAACUAAGAGGCUCAACUUUAGCCAGCACUUCUUUUUUUUUGUUGUUGUUGUUGUUGCCUAAGCGUCAAACUAACAAGUUGUUUUGUUAUUGUUACAAAUGAGAAUGCCUAUUUACUGUGUUGCCAAAAACCCUCUCAUACUGUAAAGAUUAUGAACAUGUGUUGUUUUGGUUCUGCUAUCUGUUGCUGUUCUGUCACUGCUGCUUGUGGUUAUUAUGAUUAUUACAGGUCACUGUCUUGGUUUUAAUAAAAUAUAUUGCCAUGCUUUCACAGUC